This is a messenger RNA of Loa loa (African eye worm), 753 nucleotides long. RefSeq lists its product as hypothetical. The record is from RefSeq and is a predicted model, not a curated record. The coding region runs from base 1 to 753 and encodes 250 amino acids. NCBI's taxonomy places the organism in Eukaryota, Metazoa, Nematoda, Chromadorea, Rhabditida, Onchocercidae. The transcript has 6 exons.
AUGUCAAAGGAUCCAGCAGUGCGGAUCGAAGUUACAGAAAGGCGGGAUAAGAGAAGAAAUUAUAGAAUUGGAACUAGCUCCAAGACUGAUACAGAUAUGGAAUAUUUUCCAGAAAAUGAUAAUUCAAAUUCCAAAUCGGAAUAUUUUGAAAUCAUUUCACCCACUGCUGUCACCAAACAGCCUUAUCCACAAAUGAACUUUUUCAAGAAUGCUAAAAUUUCAGUCAAUGAUCAAACUACUACUAGCAUUAGAAAUGACAAGGAGAAACGAAGGAAUGUUAUUAGUAAAUUCACAGCUAAUCAUUUAUCAGUAAGUGAACAGAAGACCUCGUUAGCACUUCAAUCACUCAAGCAGUUUUAUAUUCGACAGCACUCUAAUGCAAUCGAUACAUUUCUCGGUUUCCUUCGGGAGAAUCGAUAUGUUAUCGAAGAUAUAAAAGGGAAAUUGGUAGUGUUUUUACCUCAUCCAACAAUUUCUGCUUUUUUUGUUCAUAGAAAUGCUAAAGUUUACCAUGUGUUUGAAACAUCAAAUAAUAUAUGUCAAUGUAAUUGUAGAACAGCGAAAUACUCUCACUUACAUUUCACUACUUCCACAGGACAAGAAAUGAUAAAGAUGAAAAAGUUGCUAACGUGUUCAAGUUUUUUUGGCGGUCGAUGUGGUGCCUAUCCUGUUUGUUGCAUAUUUUCGACCAAUAAAUCUCAUCAGAUAAUAAUUGAAUCACCUCCAGGAUUUGUCAUCGGUCUCUUUACUUAA